AUGGGUACAAUUUUUCAAGAUACUGGUGGUGAAACAAAUUCUCAACAGUUGAAAAGUUAUUUUGUGCCACAACUUUCUGUUUCAAAUUGGCUUAAUAUAUCAAUUGGACUUUUACUGUCUAUGAAAAUAAUACGUGAAACACCUCCAUCAUCACCAAUGAAAACACCCUUACUCAUCGAUAUACUUUCAUUUAUUAAAAAUUGGAUAUCUGCUUCAAAUCGUCUUAAACCACCCAAAAAAACAAGUGUUGAACUAACUACAUUGUUGAACACUCAAUUCCACAUACCUAUUAAUUUUCCAACUGAUGUAAAUGAACAAUUAUCGUUUAUUAUUCAUAAUAUUCUUCUUCCAAUCAUUUCUUAUUCAAUAUCUGUUAAUAAAAUUUAUCGUUGUACUUCUUGCAAACAUACUAUUAAUGUAAGAUUUAACAUAAAUUAUAUUGAAAUUAGCAUGGUUGAAAAUCAAUUUCGUUUAAAUCAACAAUUGGCCAAUUACUUUGCUAACAAUUCAUCUGAUCAUAUAUGUGAUAAAUGUUCUAUGUUGAUGUCACGACAAAUUAAGAUUUCUGAUUGUCCUCCUAUAAUUAUUUUAAAAAUUAAUGAUACGAAAAAUUCAACAAAUUUAUUAUCCAAGCCUCCACAUACAGUUUGUUUUUAUCCAUUUAUGGAUGAUUCUUGUAUUGGUUGCUCAUCAUCAAGUGUUUUUGAUAUAGUUGCUUUUUUAUCGGUGAUUCCUGAUACUCAAAAUAAAUUGCUCGAUACGAAUAUUGAAAAUGUUGACAACGAAAAUUCAAAUUUGCAAUGUACACCAACAAUCUCAACUUCUCAACAGAUAACAACAUCUAUAACCUCUAGUUCCGUUCUACUCAAUCAGCCGGUACCAGUACGUCUACUCGAUAAAUCUACAAACAAAUUAACUAUAGGAUCUAUUCGAUCAUUAACAAUUAUUCCCAAAUAA
Rotaria sordida is the source of this 957-nucleotide messenger RNA. Lineage: Eukaryota; Metazoa; Rotifera; Eurotatoria; Philodinida; Philodinidae. The record is from the annotation of a GenBank genome assembly.